CGUGGUGGUGACGCGAGUGGCUGGUUUGGGUUCAGACGUUUCGCCGCUCUUCGUGCAGUCCGCGCCCGCGAAGGGCUGAGAGAGAGAGAGAGAGAGAGGCAGGCAGGCAAGGGUGGCUUUGGAAAAAGAGGGGCCGGGGUAACUCGGCCGCUUGAUUUCCCCCACCCCCACCCCCACCCCAACUCGUAAAGCAGAAGCUCUGGGGGGUUUCAAGCAUCAGAAAAGCGGGGUGGAGGGGGAGGCGCCCCGCUUUUCUUGUUCUUCUUUUUCUCCCUGACCCCCUUUGCCCGAAGGGCUUUUGUGAUGAACUCGUGUGUCGAAUGCCUGGAAAUCGGCGUCUUGGAAACUUGCAGUAGCCCGCUUCGGCGAAGUCAGCAAAGGUCAAGUUCAGCAGCCGGGGGAGAAGCGAAGGGGGGUGGGGAAGCCCUUCCCUUCGCCCUCUCCCAUUUUUCUCCUCCACUCCUCUCCCCACCCCCCCAACAAGAAAGGAACUUCUUCUAGCUGUGGCUUUGCUAAUUCCCCUCCCCUCCAGAGUCUGCACUGCUUUGGUUUAAGUCCCCUCCAUCGGGAAAGAAGAGGUGCCCAGGUUUCACCCCCAUACACACCACUUCCCUGCUUUAUUUUGCUGGAUUUUUAUUUUUAUUUUUUUUUUUAGAAAAGACCUUUUUGGCUAAUCUUGGCCCAAGACCCCCGCCCUCCCCCCCCCCGUGCCCAAGACUCCCCCAAAGUGAGCUCCUUCUCUUCUUGAUUUUUUUUAAAUGGGAAUCGCAAAAAUAAAGCCGGACUACAGAAGGAGGAUGCCACAUGCAAAGUAAUGUGCAGAUCAGCUCUCAGAAUGUCUUCUGUGUCUGCUGCCUAUCUUCUAAACCAGUUGUGUUAGCCUUCCAGCUAAUUGACUAAUAGAAUUAAUAACAGUAAAAACAAAACACAACAAAAAGCAUUGUAGAGCCACAUGCCUUAUGAAGUCAAUGCUGGGUAUGAUUUUACAAAUAUGGUCCGGAAAAAGAAUCCCCCUCUAAGAAACGUUGUUAGAGAAGGAGAAACAGAGACCCUUCAGUCGCCAGGUACAGAAAGUGACAAUACUGAAAGAAAAGAACAAUUUUCUGCCGGUCAGAUGCAAGACAACACUGAGUUGGGUGAGGCUGUGGAGCAAAAUGAUGAGGACUUUUGCACGCAUGUCCCAGAGCCAUCUCCCAGCUCUAAAAAGGACUUGAAAAGCUCUACAACUAGUGAAAAGGCUGGCUUCAAUUAUGAAAGCCACAAUAAGGGAGGAAAUGUUCCAUCCUUCCCUCAUGAUGAGAUGACAGACAGAAAUAUGCCGGCCUUCUCAUCUCCAGCUGUUGGGGGAAUCUCUGAGUCCUUGAAGUCUCCUCUCAGAUCAGAUGCAGAUGACACCCAAGAUGUGGCCUGCAACCUGUCAGUAGAUCUGACGGAGAAAAGUGAAGAGACUCGCACGUCACCAAAAUCUAUGGAUGAAACAAUGCACGUGCAAAGUGGUCAAGCUGAGGGCCGGGGUUCAAGCCCAGCCUCGUUGGCCUCAAAAAACCCACAAGUGCCUUCAGAUGGGGACUUAAGGCCAAUCAAAUUGAAAGCAGAUUUGUCGGCAAAUGAGAACCCAGAUACGGCGCCUCUGUCUCCAGAGCUUCAGGACUUCAAAUGCAACAUCUGUGGCUACGGUUACUAUGGGAACGACCCCACAGAUCUUAUAAAACACUUCCGCAAGUACCACCUCGGGCUACACAACCGCACCAGGCAGGAUGCUGAGCUCGACACUAAAAUUUUGGCUCUCCACAAUAUGGUGCAGUUCAGCCAUUCCAAAGACUUCCAGAAAGUCAACUGUUCUGUGCUAUCAGGGGUUCUGCAGGACAUCAGUUCCCAAAGGCCCGUUUUGCUAAAUGGGACUUAUGAUGUGCAGGUAACCUUAGGUGGGACCUUUAUUGGCAUUGGACGCAAAACUCCAGAUUGCCAAGGGAACACCAAAUAUUUCCGCUGCAAGUUCUGCAAUUUCACCUACAUGGGCAAUUCUUCAACGGAGUUGGAACAACACUUCUUGCAGACCCAUCCGAACAAGAUCAAGGCCUCCCUUCCUGUCUCUGAAGGUAGCAAAGCCACAGACAGAAACUCGAACAAGUCCAGUCCUACUGUUCGAUCGGGUGAGAUGGGAGAUUUGGUGAAAUGGCAGGACAAGAUCACCAUCAGAUGUGGAGAUGACACUCCAGUUGGCUAUUCGGUGCCCAUCAAGCCUCUUGAAUCCUCAAGACAAAACGGUACGGAUGCCUCCAGUUACUACUGGUGCAAAUUCUGCAGCUUUAGUUGUGAAUCCUCCAGCUCUCUCAAACUGUUAGAACAUUACAGCAAGCACCAUGGGGGGAGCCAGGCAGGGGGCCCUCACCCAGAUCGGAAUGACAAGCUCUCGAGGGGGUCAGUCAUUAAUCACAAUGACAUAACCAAAAAUGCAGACGGAGAGUUAGCGACAAAGAGCGAGAAGGGCUCUAGCGUGGCCAAAAAGAAAGACUUUUCCAGCUCAGGAGUGGAGGACCACGUGGUGACAAGCUACAAUUGUCAGUUUUGUGAUUUUAGGUACUCAAAGAGCCAUGGCCCAAAUGUAAUAGUGGUGGGGCCUCUUCUUCGUCAUUAUCAGCAGCUACACAACAUUCAUAAAUGUACUAUUAAGCACUGUCAGUUUUGUCCCCGAGGCCUCUGUAGUCCAGAAAAGCACCUUGGAGAAAUUACUUAUCCUUUUGCUUGCAGGAAAAGUAAUUGUUCCCAUUGUGCUCUCUUGCUCUUGCACUUGUCCCCUGGGAUGCCAGGAGGCACCAGAGUCAAGCAUCAGUGUCACCAGUGCUCUUUCUCCACCCCUGAUGUAGACGUUCUCCUGCUUCACUAUGAAACCACACACGAAGCCCAGGUGUCUGAAGUCAAGCAAGAAGCAAAUGCCCUGCAAGGGGGGGAUGGACCACUGACUGUCAAAGAAAGCAAAGAACACUCGUGUACCAAAUGUGACUUUGUCACUCAGGUAGAGGAGGAGAUUUCUCGACACUACAGGAGAGUCCAUAAUUGUUAUAAAUGCCGUCAGUGCAGUUUUACAGCGCUUGAUACACAAUCCUUACUGGAACACUUCAACACUGUGCACUGUCAAGAAAUGGACAUCACCACAGCCAAUGGGGAAGAUAGCCAUGGGAUGGCGGCUGCUCUCAAGGAAGAAUCCAAAAUUGAUCUGAAGGUUUAUAACCUAAUCAGUUCAGAUCCAAAAAUGGGGGAGCCCAUCUUGGAGACUGUAGUGAAGAAGGAGAAGAUAGAGGAAAAAGAAGGAUCGAAGGAGAAAGGUUGGCCUGAUGGGUCUAGUGAAGAUCUUCGUGGUACAACUUGGAGAGGAGUGGACAUUUUGAGAGGAAGCCCAUCCUAUACCCAAACAAGCUUGGGCCUUCUGACCACGGUGUCUGUUGUUCAAGAGCAGCCAAAAGCUUUGAGGGAUAGUCCAAAUGUAGAAGCUGCUCAUCUCGCAAGGCCUGUUUAUAGCUUGCCUGUUGAGACCAAGGGAUUCCUGCAGGGCAUGCCCCAAGGAAGUGGAGAAAAAUCUGGACCACUUUCUCAGCCCUAUCCUGGAUCUGCUGAUAACAAGUCAAAGGAUGAGACUCAAUCCCUUUUACGGAGACGUAGAGGUUCGGGUGUUUUUUGUGCCAAUUGCCUGACCACAAAGACCUCACUCUGGCGAAAGAACGCAAAUGGAGGAUAUGUCUGCAAUGCGUGUGGUCUCUACCAGAAGCUUCAUUCGACUCCCAGGCCUUUAAACAUCAUUAAGCAGAACAACGGUGAGCAGAUCAUUAGGAGACGGACAAGAAAACGCCUUAACCCAGAGGCACUUCAGGCUGAGCAGCUAAACAAACAACAGAGAGGGAACAGCGAGGAACAAGUCAACGGCAGCCCAUUAGAUAGGAGGUCAGAGGAUCAUUUAACCGAAGGUCAUCAGCGAGAAAUCCAGCUUCCCAGCCUAAGUAAAUAUGAAGCCCAGGGUUCAUUGACUAAAAGCCAUUCCGCUCCUCAGUCAAUACUGGUCGGCCAAUCUCUGGAUAUUCAUAAAAGGAUGCAACCUUUGCACAUUCAGAUAAAAAGUCCUCAGGAAAGUUCUGGAGACCCAGGCAAUAGUUCCUCUAUAUCAGAAGGAAAAGGAAGCUCAGAGAGAGGCAGCCCAAUAGAGAAAUACAUGAGACCUGCUAAACACCUAAACUAUUCACCACCCGGAAGCCCUAUCGAGAAGUAUCAGUACCCACUUUUUGGACUUCCGUUUGUACACAAUGAGUUUCAAAGUGAAGCUGAUUGGCUGAGAUUCUGGAGUAAAUAUAAGCUGUCCGUUCCUGGGAAUCCACACUACUUGAGUCAUGUGCCUGGCCUACCAAAUCCUUGCCAAAACUAUGUGCCUUAUCCCACCUUUAAUCUGCCUCCUCAUUUUUCAGCUGUUGGAUCUGACAAUGACAUUCCUCUAGAUUUGGCGAUAAAACAUUCCAGACCUGGGGCGACUGCAAAUGGUGCCUCUAAGGAGAAAGCUAAGACAGCAUCAAAUGUAAAAAAUGAAGGUUCCUUGAAUGUAGUUAAAACCGAGAAAGUUGACCGAAGUACUCAAGAUGAUCUAUCAACCAAGUGUGUGCACUGUGGCAUUGUCUUUCUGGAUGAAGUGAUGUAUGCCUUGCAUAUGAGUUGCCAUGGUGACAGUGGACCUUUUCAAUGCAGCAUAUGCCAAUAUUUUUGCACGGACAAGUAUGACUUCACCACUCACAUCCAGAGGGGCCUACAUAAGAACAAUGCACAAGCGGAAACGAAUGGCAAACCGAAAGAGUAAAAUUAAAUAAAAAAAAUAAAUAAUAAUAAUAAAAAAAAAACCUUAGCACUUAGCACAAUUAAACAGAAAUAGGUUUUCCUUGAUGGGAAUUCAAUAGCUUGUAAUGUCUUAAGCACUUCAUAUAGCAAGCAUGCCUUAUCCAAUAUACAAUCUUUUCUUCUUCCCUCCUUUUGCUUCAUACAAGCAAACUAAAAGUUCUUAAGAAAGACAAUUAUAAAAAAAAAAAAAGGAUGGCAGCUGGAAUGGGGGGAGGGGUAAAGGAAUCAAUCACUCGGGACCCAUCCUGCAAAAAAAAAAAAUUAUAAAUAAGAAAGAAAAAAAAUCUAUACAAAAGACACUAUAUCAGGGAAGGUCUCUUUGCAAAACUUAACCAGGCAGAUAAUGCUUUUGUUCUUGUACGAGAAACAUAGCUGGCUAGAAUGCAAAGAUGUAUAAUGCUGAAGCAGGUGUACAGUACACAUAUGCACAUUGUAUAGUGAAAUGGACUUGUUAAAUAAACUGAUGCCCAGAAAUCUAGUAGUAUUUUUUUUUCCUCCAUUUGGGUUCACUUUGGCCUUAUUGCCACAGCAUCCUCCUGCCACAGCAUUUCUACAAUCUGGAAGGCAGUAGGGUUGUUGUUUUUUUGUUUGUUUGUUUGUUUGGUAUGGUUUUAUUCUGUUUUGUUUUCCAGUUGUCUCUGGUGCUAAGCCAGUGGGUAGCUGUUGUUGGAUCCCCUACGACAGAGCCCUUCAAUCUUUUUUGAGGUCUAGCGCAGCGGGAGCACUGCUUAUGCAAUAGGUCGAAGACCAGGAGCGUUCAUUUUCAGCCACAGCUGUUCCUUCCCUUUCACUCUGAAAUCAAGUAAAUAACAAAAUUCUCAGGAAAGAUGGAAGUAAAAUUAUGGGAGUCUCAGAACAUGAUCUUUUAUGCCAAGAAGACCUUCUUUCCAAGCUGCUUCUUAAGUUUUAAAGGUGGCGAGAAAGCCCUUCAUAAGAGAGAUUCACUGAAAUUCAGCUCACAAGUAGAUCUGGGGAUUGCAAACUACGUCUCAGGAGAUUGUGGAUGUGAGAUGCUUUUGGCCAAAAUAUAGGAAAAGUACUUUGUUUUCUGAUCUCUCUCUUAUACGAAAGCUACUUUAUGGACUUGACAUUCAUAGUAUUAAUGCUUGACUAACUGUUCUCUCAAUUUUGCUUCAGGUAGAGUGUGGGACUGACUUUUCCCAGAAGUCCUUAGAUUGUUUAUAUGCAGUGGUCAAUUGCUUCAUCAGAUUUAACUCCGGCUUUUGGUAGUGUUUGCCUUCAUGGCCAAUCUUAUUUUUAAUAUUUUUGAGAGCAAGAUAAUAAUGACGAUAAUAAUAAUAAUAAUAAUAAUAAACCUUUUGUAAAAUUAUUCCAUGAAGGGAAAGCUCCUCAGCAUAACUGCUCAGGGAAAUAGGGCUAAAUAACUAUUCAGUCAUUGGUUCAAGGUGCUGUUAGACAAACCUUCACAAAUGUUGCAAGAAUCUAAUAAAGGGUGGACUUCAAUUCAAUUUCAUUAUCUUGGCCCAGGCAGUCCUCGUUGUUGUUGUUGUUAUUCUUAUUUUCUUAAAGGGAUAUUACAAGAGAUAUUACAAGCUACUGGAUGUACUGUCAGAUUAACUUAUUUCAUUUAAGAAGUUGGGAGAACAAAUAGGAAAAAAAACUUAUUUUUCUAGUAAAUAUUAAUGUAUUACAUUUCAAAUAAUGGUGCCUGACAUAUUGAAUAAUUAUUUUCUACAGUGUACGUAUGCAACAAAGAUAUUCCAUCAUGCAUAAGAUUCAGCGCUGGCUCAGCCUCGCUCUGUUUACAUUUGCAAAUGUAGCAAACAAGGUAAUGAAGCAACUUUCUAUUGCAGUAGGUAUCUUUGAUUUGUGCGCGUGUGUGUGUGCAUUAAAAUUGUAAACGGUAACAUGAAAUGAAUGGACUUUGUUGAUAAUAAUGAUAUUUGGGGGGGAGAAGAAGACGAAGACGAGACGGCGAAGACGAAGAAGGAAAUGAAAAUAUUUUUAUGCCUACUUAGGAGGAAGAAAAAGAGUAGCACUAUUCAUUCCAAGUACUUUUUGUAUUCUUAAGAUCUUAACUCACAUUGUUAUGCUUAAAAUGAUAAACAUAUAUCCUCUUUUUAUUGCUUUGUCUAUGUUUCAGCUGAAACAUUUCAGAGAUUAUGUCAAGAGGUGCCAUCUGACUGCUUGGCACACAAGUUUUUAAUUGCAUUCUGUACUAGCAUUGCACUCCAUUUUUACCAUAUUACACCGUCGCUACAUGUUUUCUUGUUUUGUUGCGCUGGGGCUUUAUUUUUUAUUUUUAUUUUUUUUUGCAUUGCACGGUCUUAGUCUCUUACGGUUGUGGAGUAUAACUGGUUCCUAAAUGUCACUGAGAAUGAAGAUUAAAAUGUCUGAUAUUCCAUUCUUCUUUUCCAUCUCUCUCUUUAUUUUUAUUUUUUUGAAAAUUUUCUAGGGAUUUCCAGGCUCGAUCUUCAAAAUAGGAACUUAUGUGGAAGGUCCUUCUUCUGAGCCCACCUACAGGCUAUUAUUCCCAAUUAAAACUACCCUUAAAAUGAUUUAGACCCAUCUAGGGUCUAAACCUAAAUCUAAAUCUAAAAAUUUAGACCCAUCUAAUCUAGGAAAUGAGCAUUUAAAUUUAUAUGGCAAGAUAAAAUGGAGAGAAGUCACCCCAGUUUAGAGUUACAAGACCAGAAUCUUAAGAAGAAUUAAAACUAGCAUUUAUUUGCUAGGGGCUCAAUUUGUAGAAAGUAAAUGGGGCCUUGUUUAACUCUUAUCUCAAUUUAACUUCCCAUUAAACCUCCUAAAUGCAACAGCUAAGGGUGUAGUUUUAAAUGUACGCACUAAGGAAUAAAAGCUUCAUUGAACACAGUGACAUAAAUUCCUGCAUAGGAUUGUACUGUGUGUCACCAUUAUAAAGGGUAAAUUACUGGGAUCCAUCUGGUUCCUUCUGAAAUUCAAUCAGCUUUUGGAAAACAAAAAUAGGGCAUUCACAUCAUACCACUACCAAUUGGUACUAUCCUUAGUUUGCAAAACAUAAAUGCAAUUUGACCUGCCAUGAAUUGCAAACCCCAUGAUGAUAGCGAUUACUCAUAACUAUGCCUCUAAAAUUUAUAUUGAAAGCAAACAGCAGGAAACCUCAAUCUGCCUGAGUGACAGUCCUAUAGCUGGUCUCCAAAGAUCUGGCUGACCUUGGCAGUUUUUUAGAGCCUACAUAGGAAACCUGUGAUGAAAGUAAUUCAUCCACUUAAUUAAAGUGAGUCUAUUAUUUGAUACCAAGACUAAGGAUCUUCUCUUGUACCCUUUCUUCAACUUAUUGAACUUAUAUUGCUCUGAACCAAGCCAUUAUGUCCUGUCAAUUACGUAUAACAAUCUUUCAGAUGCUAAAUUUGUUAUACUAUUUUAGUAUCUAUCUGGGAUUAUAAUCCCACUAAUAAUUGUGGGAUUAUUAAACCACAAGACAGAUAGUGGGUUGCAUCUCAAGGAAGAAUAAUGUUGCUUAUAUUUACAGUCAAGAAAGAAUGGCAUUCCACAUUCUUUCUGAAAAUCAUCUACUUUAGGACCUUGAAGUAUGUAUCAUUUUUCUUCUCCAAUACUUAUAGCAGUGGCAGGAUUUGAAAUACACUUUUUUUUUUUUUUACAAUUUGCUCUUGUUUCAUUAACAAUCGAAAUUAUAUUAGGUGGUGAACCCAAAAUUAAAAUGCCCCAAAUUAAUCUGAAUCACAAUUUCACUUUUUUUUUU
Pantherophis guttatus is the source of this 8578-nucleotide messenger RNA. RefSeq names its product transcriptional repressor GATA binding 1 (gene TRPS1). NCBI's taxonomy places the organism in Eukaryota, Metazoa, Chordata, Lepidosauria, Squamata, Colubridae. Gene Ontology annotation, biological process: regulation of transcription by RNA polymerase II. Gene Ontology annotation, cellular component: nucleus. Gene Ontology annotation, molecular function: zinc ion binding; RNA polymerase II transcription regulatory region sequence-specific DNA binding; DNA-binding transcription factor activity. The record is from RefSeq and is a predicted model, not a curated record.